Molecule: messenger RNA, 2970 nt
Organism: Gopherus flavomarginatus (Mexican gopher tortoise)
Lineage: Eukaryota; Metazoa; Chordata; Testudines; Testudinidae
Gene: TTC27
Product: tetratricopeptide repeat domain 27
Exons: 20
Coding region: 171-2708 (845 amino acids)
Molecular function (GO): protein binding
Source: RefSeq, a predicted model, not a curated record
CCAACGUGCUACGCGACGCUGUCAUGGCGGCUUCCUCAGACCGGUCGCGGCACAUGGGUUGGGAGCUCGGUGUCUGCGGUCAGUGAGGGAGCAGCGCCGCAGUCUGGCUGGUGGGGGGCCAAAGAGUGAGUGCGAGGCGGCGACAGCAGCAGCAGCAGCAGGCGUGGAGGAUGUGGGCGCUGGAGCGGGCGCUCCUGAGGGGCUUCCCCAGCGCCGCGGAGUCCCAGUGGGGGAAGCAGAGCGAGUUGGCCGCGGCAGGAAGUGAAUCCUUGCUGCAAUUGCAUUUCGAAGGGAACUAUGAGGCCAUUUUAUUAAGUGAAGUGAUCCAGGAUGUUUUCACUACACUCACGAUGACAGAGGAGAAUAUUGACACCUACUUGGAGAAGCUGAUAGUAGCGUACCUGGACUGUUCUGUUGCAGAUGCUGAUAACGUGGAAAGACAAAGGUUGAUAUUUCUGCUUGGUGUGGGCAGUUUGCAGCUCUUUGUUCAGAGCAAUUGGACUGGACCUCCUGUUCACUUACAGCCUCAGGACUUUUUGCCAUCUUCAUUAUUACACCAGUUCUGUGAGCCCAAAGCAUUGUGUACAGCUGUUCUGAGUACGCUGGUUCUGGAUGGUGAAUCAGUCUAUAAUCUGACUUCUCUUCCUAUCUUGUUGAUGUUAGCCAGAGUGAUUCUUGUGCAUUCGAGACAUAAACUUGCUGCUAUUCAGACGUUGCCUUGGUGGACUUUGCGAUAUGUGAAUAUUCACCAGCAAUUGCUAGAGGAGCGAUCACCUGAGCUCUUUGCUCUUGCCCAGAGUUGUAUAGAACAAGUGACAAACUUAGAGACUUUGUUCACAGAUGAUGAAUGUUGGCAUUUGGCAGUUCAAUUCCAUCUUGAAUGUGCCUAUACAUUUUUGAAUUACUAUGAGUAUAAAAAUGCUAAAAAGCAUUUCAACGCAGCUAAGGACAUAACUAAACUACAGAUUAAUUUGACAGGUGCUUUGGGAAAAAGGACACGAUUUCAGGAAAAGCAUGUAGCACAGCUUAUACUUGAUGUCCAAAGGAAAGAUGAUGUCUUGCUUUUUCACCAUGAGCUAAGCCCAGCACCUACUGCUCUAGAAAAUUUAACAAAGAAUUAUGAUUUAAAUGAUGAGACAGUGCUAAAUGAGAUAAAAUUAGCAGAUGCUGAUCAGUACCAGUUGCCUGACCUGUGUGCAGAAGAACUUGCUGUUAUCCUUGGAGUUUGCAUAGAUUUCCAAAAGAACAACCCAAUACACAAGCUAACUGAAGAGGAGCUUUUAGCAUUUACAUCAUGUUUACUUUCACAACCUAAAUUCUGGGCCAUUCAAACUUCAGCCUUACUUCUCCGGACAAAGCUUGAGAAAGGAAGCACUCGUCGAGUGGAACGGGCAAUGAGGCAGACUCAGGCACUUGCAGAUCAGUUUGAAGACAAGAAAACAGUGGUAUCUGAACGACUGAAGAUUUUCUAUAGUUGUCAGGUGCCUCCACACUGGGCCAUAGAGCGACAACUUGCAAACUUACUCUUUGAACUGGGGUGCACAAGUUCAGCUCUACAGAUCUUUGAGAAGCUGGAAAUGUGGGAAGCUGUAGUAAUCUGCUAUGAAAGAGCAGGACAGCAUGGGAAGGCGGAAGAAGUCUUGAGGCAAGAGCUAGAAAAAAAGGAAACACCAGGAUUAUAUUGCUUGCUUGGCGAUGUUCUUAAAGAUCACCAAUACUAUGACAAGGCUUGGGAGUUAUCUAAGCAUCGCAGUGCCCGGGCCCAGCGCUCCAAAGGCCUCCUCUAUCUUCGCAACAAAGAGUUCAGAGAAUGCGUGGAGUGCUUCGAACGUUCGGUGAAGAUUAACCCCAUGCAGUUGGGUGUGUGGUUUUCUUUGGGCUGUGCCUAUUUAGCUUUGGAAGGCUAUGACGGUGCUGCCAAAGCAUUUCAGCGCUGUGUGAUGUUGGAACCUGAAAAUGCUGAGGCCUGGAACAAUUUAUCAACUGCAUAUAUCAGAUUGAAACAGAAAAUCCAAGCAUUUCGCGCACUCCAAGAAGCUCUCAAGUGUAACUAUGAACACUGGCAGAUUUGGGAGAACUACCUUGUUACCAGUACAGACAUUGGAGAGUUUUCAGAAGCAAUUAAAGCUUACCAUCGGCUCAUGGAUUUACAAGAAAAGUACAAAGAUGUGCAGGUGCUGAAUAUUCUGGUCAGGGCAGUGAUGGAUGGAAUGGCUGAUCGCAAUGGAGAGGUGGCAACGGGGUUGAAGGGGAAAUUGCAGGAACUGUUUGGCAGAGUGACUUCAAGAGUGACAGGUGAUGCGGAAAUCUGGAGACUGUAUGCCAGACUCUGUGGAAACGGACACAGUGAUAACCCUGAAGAUACUGAAAAGUCACUGCAGUAUCUCACCAAGGCACAUAAAUGUGAAAUGCAAUCAGCAGAUUGGGAGAAAGAUAUAUCAUCUUUUAAAGAAUUGGUGAAAGGAGCCAUAGAGCUUGCCCAUGUGGCAAUAAAGUGCAGUAAAAACAAAUCUAAUCACCAGGAAGCUUUGCAGAUACUUUCUUCAGCUCGACUCAACCUGCGUGGCUUGUCAUCCAAAGCAAAGCAACUUUUUGCCGAUGCAACAAGCAGUGAGGUUUCCAGUGAAUUAGUUGAUGACGUAACAGCUAUGGACAGCAUGAUUGCUGAACUGCAAGAAAUGAGCAACCAGCUGAGGAAUCAGUGCUGAGAUAAAAAUAAGAUUUCCUAGAAGGAAGACAAGGAUGACAUGCUUUAUUUGCUCCAGUUUCUGCUGAUGAAAUUGCAACAACUGUAACAUAUAACACAAAUUUUUAAUAAAUGUUUUCCUGUACAAUAUUGAUGUCUUUACAGUCAGAUUCCCUAAGCUUCUAAACUGUUUUUAAGGUCAUGUCUACUAAAUCUCUUAAAUCGUGUGUCUGCUUCUGUGGGCCUGAGUUUUCUGGAAUAAAACCAAUUGUAUUUAUAAGGCA